Messenger RNA from Porites lobata, 7804 nucleotides. The record is from the annotation of a GenBank genome assembly. Lineage: Eukaryota; Metazoa; Cnidaria; Anthozoa; Scleractinia; Poritidae.
UGAAAUUGAGCCUUAACUGUGUUUUACUUCCGUGAGACGCAUCCAGGAAAAAGUUCGGAAUGAAGUUUGUUAACAAAGCUCUCGCUUUGCUGUUUUUUUAUUGUUUCCUUCAAACUGACGCCUGGUUUAGUAGACGUCGUCGCCGUCGAGCCUGUAGUCCUCGCGAUUGUGAAGUCAGUUCUUGGUCUUCUUGGAGCUCUUGUAGUGCUGAACAAUGUGGACAACAAGGAUCACAACGACGGACGAGAUCACAAAUCACUGAGGUGAGUUGUGGAGGAUCAGAAUGUCCUACCUCAGAGGAAACACGGCAAUGCUAUGGUACACGAUCAGUGAACUGUCAGCUGAGCUCUUGGUCUACGUGGGGUGCCUGCUCGACAGCCUGCGGCGUUUCUGGCAUUCAAACCAGCACCCGUCACAGAGUAAUAACUGAACAGUGUGGCGGAACCUGCUCGUCAACUCUUCGAAAAACGCGAGCUUGUCCGGAACUCAGCUGUCUGAAUGGAGGAAAUUUACAACAAGGAACAUGCUUUUGCCAUAAAGACUAUUCUGGAGUCUGCUGUCAGAAAAAACGGAAGAAAGGUAAGAAGUAAAACAGUAAAGCAUUUGAUACACACUUUGGGUAUUCUUCAGUACAAAAACACAGUUCGAAGAUUUUUGUUAGAUAAUUAUUGAGAGCAUUAUGUUCAUGCAAGGUACAUGAAAAAGCUCAAAAAGCCUCCAUAAGACUCUCGUAUCAGAAUCUCUCACUGUGCAUACAAGAUAAACUGAAACAAAUUAAGUAAAAGAAACUGAGACUAUGGCUUUGAAAGUAAAGAACAAAUCUUGCGUUGCAGCCUGUAUUUAUAGUUUGACUACGCGACAAAUCACACUUAAGUCAAACAACAACAUACUAGAAGGCGACUUAGGUUUCUUAUCGUAGAAAAAGCAGAUGUACAGGUGAGAGUUUUCCCGUCGAUUACGCGUAGUUUUCUUAGGAAACGUUAAUUAUUUAUAGGAAUGGGAAUGAGUAAGAAAUUGGAGGGACCUAAAAUUCUAGCCACUGCAAAAAGGAGAGGUCCUGGCGUAAUUUAUCGUUAUGGUGACGGGUCUUGAAAUUUUAAACAGAUAAUGUCUUAAAAGAAGCAAAAAAAUGAAAAUGCAGUGUACCAGUAAGAGCGGAGUAUCCCAGAUUUAAUUGCUUGGCUUCCUUUGGGCCUUCUAUAUGAUUCUUCUUGAGCCCAACCUUACUGCAGUAUUUUGAUGCAGUCAUGGAGCAUUGGUUAUGAAUUUAAUUUGUGUAUUUGGUACAGCCCGCAUUUAUACGCAAGGCUACUUAAAAUGUUAACGUGCCAUAAACAUAUUGACCACUGCAGAAAAUGCCAUAACAUACCAAAAUACUCUUUGUUGGUCACUCCAAACUUUUGCAUAAACAUUGUAUCAGUUUCUCUUGGGGCCAUAUAACUCCUUCUGCAGUGGUCAGUUACUGCACUGCAACAGUAUUAAACCGAAUAACUCAAGUUUUAAUUCUAGUACCACAAAUGCAGGAGAUCGAAGUGCUUUUUACGACAUUAGCGCUCAGGGACUGUAACUUUGUUAUUUAUGGCUAAGGGGGAGCGAUGUUUAGAAAGGGAGGGGAUUUUCAACGCAGUGUAGAUGGAGGUUCCUUUUCGUUCGUUUUGUUUCAAUUCUUGUGUUGUCAUUUUGCACCGAUAUAUUAAAUUGAACUGUGGUUUGAAUUCCCUCCUAGUACCAAAGAACCUGGUCGGCAGUUAGUCUGUUCACAGACCCUCUAGUUAGUUUUCUUUUCAGAGAUUAUCGAGCGGGCGUAUGAAUAUAAAAAUACCGCGGGGUGGCAUAGUUCUCAUUUAGCCUUCGCCACAGACGAAACUAAAUUAAGUCCGUCGGCGAAACAGCCCCGAAAUCCUUGUUCUAGGUCUAACAUGAAGUGAUGGACGUUUUGUGCUUUUUGACAUCUGCGUGAAAGAAAAACCACAAAAUGUGUCCCGAUUUAAGGUGGCUCGACCCAGUAUUUUUGUAGUGACACCUUCCAUCUUUGAAUCUCUAAUACGAUUUGUUUAACGAUUUGAAAACAAAUAAAACUCAUCGUUAAUAACACAUUUAUUACACAUAGACUAAACUUUUUUAUGAUAUUAAUUUUUGGGCGAUCGGAAUCAAUAUCUCGUGAAAAAGACGUCACAAUAGUUUUAGCUCUAAAUCAAAUUUCUGCCCUUAUCGGCAUUUCACUGGGGCACUAGGAAAAUACCUGUUUGGAAGACGAUUUGAGAUCUAGAAUGUUCGGAACAUUUGUUGUAAACUUUCUUGCUUGCUGUAAACUUUGUAAACUUUCUUUCUUCCGUUUUCGAACAUCUAAAAAAUGGAAUAAUUGCCCAUUUUUAACGGAUUUUUACCCUAAAAAGGUCACCUAGAAUUUUAGGGAGCCUUUUUUCUGGCUGAAAUUUUCGAAAAGGUAAGUUUCGAUCCCUAUAAUUUUUGGAUCACUAGACUUUCAGCUAGGAAAUCCGAACAGAUGAAAAAUGUUUAGGGGAUAAAAAUAUGCCUAUAUCUACCGUUUAAAAUACUAAAAUACGUUCAACAAUGCUAUGUUUUUGAACUACAGUCGACUCCCGAACAAAAGGUUCGAGUUAUCGGGAGUUCGAAGAAAAUAGCCGAGAGUGAGGUAAAAAAACAGUUUUUACUGUACAGUGAACAUUUUAAUCACAUUUAAUUGUAGAAAUGUCAAGUGAAAAUUAAAGGAUACUUCUGGAUUAUAAAUCAGAACGUAACGUAACAAAACAUAGCCUAAAUAGAGCAUGCGUUUUACUGUUUUGAGUAGAAAAACUGCUUCAGUUAGCCUCAGGUGACAAUCAACAUCAGCCUCCACUAGUAAACUAUCUCGGCUCCUACAACGCGUCAGUAGGAAAUCCAAAAUUCAAUGUUUCGGACGCCAGUAGACCGCUUUUUUCCCGUCUUUUUAAGGGCUCAAAACAUGGUUCGAGUUAUCGAGGGUAAAAUUAUAUAGAAAAUGACCUGAGAGGAAACGAAAAUUGGUUCGAGUUAGCGGGAGUUCGAGUUAUCAAGGGUUCUAGUUACCGAGGGUAAAAUUACAGUAAAUGUAUGACGGAAAUCCAGGGGAAAUUGAUUUUGGUUCGAGUUAGGGCGAGGUUCGAGUUAGCAAGGGUUCGAGUUAUCGGGAGUCGACUGUAUAUUCUGGUUGGGUGCUCCUGAUUUCAUUUUGGAAAUGCUUUACACUACCAAAAGACUAUAAAGGGGACAGAGAGGGCAUCCCCCAUAUACACCCUUUUCCAUAGGUAAUUCGUCUCGAGUUAUUUUUAGCACCACAGAUCUCAAGGGGGAUUAGACAACAGCCAAUCACAUAGCGCGAAUGUGUUCCGCGUGGAUGACCCACGCUGAGAGCCACGCGUCCUUCACGAAAUGACGCAGAACAAAAUGGGGGAAAACGCGGAGAGCGAUUUUGCUAUUCCUUUUGUAGACGAAAACGACUACAGCGAGAUUUCUGCGAAAGCUGUGUCAGCGAAACCGAAAUUAAAAAAGAAUCGCCCUUCCUCUCUUGUAUAGAGCUAACAGUAGAGCAGGGAAAUCCUUAACACACUGAAUAUUCUCUCAGGAUCAUUUAUAAUUUACAGUUUGAAGAGAGCAAUUUCUGGUUUGAUGUUUAUUUUUUUCAGUCUUUAUAGCGAUUAUUCCUACCCACUUACUUUGUCAAUUGUAGGCGAACCCUUAAAGCUGAAUUUCAAGGGACCAUAUUCAAGCUCAGAAAGAGAAAUAAAAUUUCGUCGUUGCUUAUUUACGUCCUCCAUAAAACGCGAAAUUAGGCAUUUUCACGUCGUAGUCGUGCAAAAACGGGAAAGAAAUGAACAAAAAAGUGUGUUGCACGUGCGAAGUUGUUGUUUUGCUAAUUAAACCUAUUGUUUUUUUGACGUUUUAGUUGUCGUCCGCGUCGUUGGAUCUUAAACUCCCUAAAUUGUACAAACGACCGGUUUCAAUAGACCGGCGAAAUUUCUCAUUUUAUUAAAGCACUGAGGUUACGACAACUUCGAGUUAAACUGGUUUCACGGGUUGUCAAAGGGUCCAGCGAUUCCUUUUUCCCAGGUGAGCGCCGACUCAUUUCGCUUCAAUAUUCAGGAAUGCUCUCGAUCUUUUUACGCUUUCAUUGCCUCUUGCCCGACAUGUUUUGCACGGCGUUUGGUCAUGCGAAACCUUCACGAAACAUCCACGCCUCGGGCGAGGUAACUUUAUCCCGAUUCUAAAAAUAACUCGAGACGAAUUACCUAUAUAUGGAAUAGGGUGUAUAUGGGGGAUGCCCUCUCUGUCCCCUUUAUAGUCUCUUGACACUACCUAUUAUACUUUAAGAGGAAUUUCGAGACAUCUUCGAAUUUCUACCAAAAGGUAUAAAUUAUCAAAAACUGAUAGCUGGACUUAAAAAUUUUUAUCACUCAUUAGUUUUACAAAUGACCUUUAUACACUUUACAACCGGCUGAAAGCAAGUAGACUUGAGCGAUUUCGAAAAAAAAACAUGAAAGCAUGUGAAACAGUAAAACACAAUGCUGAGCUCUUUUUGUCUUCUAAGCUACUUCCACGAAAAGAGCGAUGAAAACAAAAUUCGUCGAAAGAUUUUCUUUAAAACAUCUGAAACAUUUCAGUGCUACAAUUGAUCAGUGUACUAUAAAACCCCCGAAUUUCAUGUAGGCGCAAAAUUGAAUAAAUAUUGAAGCGAUGUCAUAGAUCUGGCUAAGUUUUUGCUGUGGGAUUUCCUAUUGGCUCGAGUUUAGCACAACAUCUAAUACCUAUGCAGCACGCGAAAAUUUACCGCGCUUCGUUGCGCUCCCAUUCUAAAGCAUUACCAUAUUUCGGAAAGAUUUCAGAGGGCAACCAAGUGCGGUAAAUUCUCGCGUGCUGCAUGAGAAUUAAAUAGAUUUUAUGCUAAACUCAAGACAAUAGGAAAUCCGAUCACCCAAAAAAUAACAUCAUAACAAAGUUAAGUCAACCGUAAAUGACUGAUUAAACGCCGCUACUUGAAUAAGCGCCGCGGCGCUAGUUUUGGUAUUUACAAAUUAAGUUAAAACUCCCCACCUUUGUUACAGAUCUCGAUAUAAAGAGAUUAAAAACCAUAUCGUCUGAGAAAUGACCUCGACCAACUAGCAACUCGUGAGUUCUAAAGUUUUUAUGCAGGGAAGCUCUUGAAACCAGGUUCAUAUAACAGUUCGAGGUGUACGUAUUUUGUAUUAAAUUGUGCAUACCUAGUACGCGCCUCAGUUAAUUCUCUCUAUAUUCCCCUCAGUGUUUUACCCUUGGUUGAAAUAAGCUCCGCUCUAGUACAAGCGCCGCACCUAUAACAAGGAAAAUGAAAUAAGCGCCUCGGCGCUUAAUACUUAAUCGAUUAUUCACGGUGCGUGUCAUACAUAUGCUAUAAUGUUUUUACGAUAAAGAUCAAUUUGUCGUCGUUUAAGAGAUUCAAAUAUGGAAGGUGUACCUGCAAAAAUACUGGGUCGGGCCACCUUGAUGGAAAUUGAUUUUAUUUGGAAUUUUUCCAUGUGCUCAGCCGAUUUAACUUGCCACGGAUUCACGGUUCAGUUAGUGUUACGCGAAUUGCUUUUAACUAUUAACUGAUGGGUCUUCAAAUACAAAUUUUCAAGAAAUGGUUUAUCUGUCAUUGUUCGUUCAUAACAUUAGCUCAAAACACGAUCGUGAGACCACAGAUCGAGAAUCUUUGAUAUUUUUAGAAACAGAUCAGACGAGCGUUCUCAUCUCCAGAACUCAUCGUUUCUUGGUCACGUGGUUUGGUUACAAAUUAAGCCGAGUCGCUCCAGGGACGAGAAUAAUCAGACGUUGAACCUGAUGGUGUUGUUCUUGUACUUGUUCCAUUGAAUCGUUAUUUAUUUUCUUAUUCAUUACUUGCCAUUCAAGAAUUUGGCAGUAUAUUACUCUUUAUACAUAACUCGUGCCCUGUAUAACGCCUUAAUGAAGUUUAUGAGUUUCAGUUACACUUUCUAUUCUCGCUGAAAAAAUUAAACUAAUUAAGCUUACCUAAAAUAUAAAGAAUUCACGGCUACUUUCUUCUAACGACAGACUCGUCGGCUUUCGGAACCCGAGUUUACCUUGCGGUGUUUUGGGUGUACAAGACUAUUAACUCGAUGUAAGUUUUGUUUCAUUCUUCGACUGUUUGGAAAUUAUAUUUUCUCUAAAAUCACCCAGCCCCCGCUUCCUCCGAAAAGUCAUAUCGAUCUCUAAAAUGAAGUGACUUGUAGAUUACGAGUUAACUGUUUGAUUUAAAUUAUAAAUAUUAUACCAGAGCUUCGCUUUUAGCCCUGGCUAAAAUAGAAAUUUUAUCUCUAUACAAAAGAAAAUUCUCUGUUUUUGUUUUCGUUUACAAUACAAUACAAUACAAUAGUUUAUUGAUACUCCCCUGGUGGGGCUUUUCAGUGACAAUGCGACUAAAAAAAAAACUAAUUAAGAUAAGAGAAGUAGUUAACAAUUCGAUUAAAAGGAAAGAAUGCGGUGAACAAAGCAAUACAAACAUACCUAUUUAAGAAUUAAUCGUAUAAUAAAUAUUCUCACUACGUACUAUACAAUAUGCAUAUUUUAAGUUAAAAUAAAAUAAGAUACUAGUAAGAUACUAAAAUACUAUCAUAACGUGCUAUUGAAAAAGUCAGUAAUCAACUUAUUUUUCAGACAAAAUUUAAAAGUAGAAAUCGAUUUUGCAGUUUUAAGAGUACUGUCUAGAUUGUUCCAAAUGUGCACCAUGCGGUAGUGGAAUGGGACCAGUUGUUCGAACGCCGGUUAGGGCUAACCUGGGGUUAAAUUUUAACCCGGGGUUCUUUUUCUUUUUAUUCAAAGCAUUCCCUCGGAUAAUUUUCUCUAUUCUUUUUAUAGUAUCCAGUCCUCAAAUUGUAGGCAAAGAGAAUUAAAUUGAAUUUGCUUUUUAAGCUCUUAUAGCUGAGUUCAAAUUUCUCUCUAACCCUGGGUUAAUUAUCUUAACCCAGCUUCGAACAACCCGAUCUAGCUCUGAAGUCUGAUACAACCCUGCUGAAUUUGUCUAGGGCGACGUUGUUUGUUUUUGAUUAUCCAGAAACUACUAAAAGCAUAUUUUCAUACCUUUAGGUCUCAGUGGUGGAGAAAAAGGAGGAAUUGGUGCUGGCUGCGCGAUGGUAGUGAUCAUCAUCAUUGGUGUUUGCCUCAAGGUCGUCUUAAAAAAAUAACAGUGUGGGUCCUGCAGGCGGUGUUAAUAUAAACCAUUCUUUUAUCUGUUUUAACAAAUAAAGGAACAACCACAAGGUUCUCCGAAGAGGAAAUAAUUUAAGAGUUGAACGUAACGACAGCAACUGUAGUCGAUAUUAAACUUCUCCUAAGUAAGGAAAAGAGAGUAUGCUGUAGGCAUAUAUUACAUUAAAAAGUACCUUGACACCUGGAAGCGCGACUAGAAAAAUCGCCGUUUGUUAUGACGAGAGUGCGUUCAAUGGGUAUUCGAUACAUUUCGCUAUGCUUAAUUGAGGGCAAAGAAGGUCAUUUGUUAUAACAGAGGUUCGUUGUACAGGGUUUUAACUUUAGUUAUACGAUUAUGAAACAUUUAACCUGGAUAAUUAUUAGAGUUAGAUGGAGUCUCUGAUCCCAAACUUUAAGAUAUCAUGUAUUUGUUAAUGAUCGAAUUGAUAAUCGAAUUUGUGAACUCUAAUUUGUGUCUUAUUUACUUCAUGUUACAGUUAAUUAAUUUCAAUUGUCGUUAUAAUUUCAAUUAUCGCUGUGAUUUUGAAAUUGUUCUCAGGGUUUGUUGUACGCUUUUGCAAUGCUGUAAAGAUUUCGGUCAUGC